AUGGAUCCACAACUGCUCCCACCAGAUGAACAGUAUACGUCGGACGUCACCUCUGAGAGCCAAGAAACCGGUCUUGAAGGCAACAACAACCCCGGAAAAAGCGAUUCACAGAAGCCAGCAGAAGCCGAGGACGACACCGUCUCAGAUGAUGAAACUAGCCAGUCUGGAAAUGACGAAGGGGAACUUUCACAACCUUGCCAUGCAACCCCAGGAGGGAUGGACGAGAAUCCUAUGCGUGCAAAAGUCGACUUUUGGGACUUUCAAAUACAGUUGAUGGUGUUGGAACAACAAAACAAGCGAAGGCUCAUGAUAGCACGCCAUGAACAAGAAAGAUUGAGAGGAUACAGUAUCAAGGGAAUUCUUGGUCUCGGUCAGGCAACGGCUACGCGAAUCAAUUAUACUUUUACGACCAUUGUGUAUUUGCUGUCCAUGUUCACGGGUGUGGUUGCCGAUGGCUGGUGGGGGAAAUAUAGGAUGAUAAAAUGGGCAACUGCUGUUUAUCUGGCUGGCCUAGCAAUUAUCUUACUUACAACGAUUCCUCCAGCUAUGAAAGCAGGCGCUGCACCCGCCGGGUAUGUCACCGGGCUAGUAUUAAUUGCGAUUGGACUUGGCGGGUGUCAGUCAACCAUUGUUCCUUUUAUCGCGGACCAGUAUGAAAAAUUCAGCCCCCGAACCAAAGUCACGACAAAGGGCCAGCAAGUGGUGAUCACCCGAGAUAAAACACUUACAUACAUCUACAGUCUCUACUUCUGGUCAGUUUACGAGCCCCUCCGUGUGCUCGAUAACGCUGUAUCUCACCUUAGCUACUCCAGGAUGGUUAACGUCGGCUCUCUGAGUAGUAUUGCCACCACCCUCUUGGAAGAGAAGGUUGGUUUCUGGGCAGCAUACAUUAUAACAUUUGCUUGCAUGCUGUUGUCAGUCAUUUUAUUGCAUAUUGGCGAUACUGCAUUCGCCCUGUGGCUCUGCAUAUUCCAGGCCUCUGCCAACAGGAUAUCUCAAGCUGCCCAGAUGGAAACAAUGGGCAUCCCGAACGACGCCAUGAAAACUAGCAAUGCAAUGGCCCUCGUCAUUCUCGGAAUAGCAGUCGAAAAGUGGUUAUAUCCAGCUUUGGAAAAUCGCAAAAUCCAGUUCAAGCCAAUGGCCCGUAUCACUGUUGGACUAUUGUUCAUGACACUGGGCAUUGCAUACGGAACCGCUGUGCAGGUGAUGAUAUACCACGCGGGGCCUUGUUAUCAGUAUCCGACAGAGUGUGGUGCCUCAGAAAACGGACUUCCCAAUCACAUCAAUGUCAUGGUUACUCUACCGAUGUAUAUGCUGAUCGCCUUAGCGGAGAUUUUUGCAUUCGUUACGGGGAACGAGUAUGCCUAUAAGCAAGCUCCGAAGGAUAUGAAGAGCGUGAUGCAGUCCAUAUAUGCGCUUAUGACUGCAAUUGUUCUGGGAAUAGCCCUCUCUCCGUUGUCCCAAAAUCCUCUGCUGAUCGUGAGCUGGGGUACAGUGACGGGGAUCAUGUUUGUGGUAACCUGCUUCUUUUGGGUGAUCUUUCACAAGCACGACAGGAUUUAA
Messenger RNA from Penicillium pulvis, 1563 nucleotides. RefSeq names its product oligopeptide transporter. Lineage: Eukaryota; Fungi; Ascomycota; Eurotiomycetes; Eurotiales; Aspergillaceae. Gene Ontology annotation, molecular function: dipeptide transmembrane transporter activity; tripeptide transmembrane transporter activity. Gene Ontology annotation, cellular component: plasma membrane; fungal-type vacuole. Gene Ontology annotation, biological process: transmembrane transport. Bases 1 to 1563 code for a protein of 520 amino acids. The record is from RefSeq and is a predicted model, not a curated record. The transcript is spliced from 5 exons.